GUAGUGCCAAUAUAUGUCCCGUCUUUGGAAAGCGAAAGCUUUCCUGUGAAUUCUAUUCUGUGGUACAGAGUGGUGCAGAGCACCAAGGAUAUAUUGGUAAAGAGGACCAGUCCUUUUGUAUUCUGUUUCUAACGUGAUGUUUGGCAUUUCGAUCCUCUCCAGAACUUAUAUGCCUAGUCAAUGCUAGUUCUACCAUAUCUCCCGCACCCACCAUGCCUACUAGUCGUCAGGCACAAAGUCCCAUAAGAAAAAGGUGUAAGAUACUCAAAUUUACCAUGUCUACAAUGAAAUUAAAUAUGCAAGACAAGAAAGAUUUAGAUAAAUUUACGAAGUUCCUGGCAUUGAAAGCUGCUCAAAUUAUCGUCCAAUCUAGAUCUGGUGAAAAGGUCAAUACUAAGUGCAAGCCCAAUUCCUCAGGAACUGAUUGGUUCAAUCUUGCAAUUCAGGAUCUGCCUGAUGUUUUGAGUGAAGCAAAACGUGCACUAUGUGGGGAAAUUGUUAGCUCUACAAUACCACUGUGCAUAGAAAUAUCAUUGCGUACUGUGGAAGGUGAUACAAUGGUUUUGGAAACAUGGAGCCUUGGAGUUUUACCAGAACAUAGUGAUCCAACUAUCAGAGUUACAUAUACUGUAUAUAACAGAAUGGGAAUUUUAUUAAAAUCAUUACUUUCCGUGACUCGAAUCACCCCAGCAUAUAAAUUAAGUAGAAGGCAGGGUCCUGAAUCAUAUGUUAUUUGCUAUAGAAUUUAUAUGGGAGAACCACAGUUGCACACAUUAGGUGACAACUAUAAACAUGUGAGAGUAGGUCAAUUAUGUACUCCUGUGGGUACGAUACAUCUUUCUGUAUCGUAUAGAACAAAAAUGACUAUUUCUCCUACUCAAACCGGCCGAGACUCGAUCAUGCUCAAAAGUGAUCAUUUCCAUUCUGACCUAAGUCCACGGCAUGCUCGUUAUCAGCAAAGUGACAACCAUACGAAGUCCCUCAGCGACACAAUCAAAGUAGGUGCUUUUGCUGUCAAUAAACAAGUUGUGGUCAACGAGGGAGACCUAGUUAUUCCUGACGUUCCAUUCAGUUCUCUUUUGAUCCCACGACAAACAUCGCCGCCACCAGCAUCAACUGUAGAAGCUGCAGAUGCAACUACUCCUGUUACAACGGACAACAAUAACGGCAACAAUGAAAAAGUGCCUACUGACAGCCCGAUGCCGAAGUGUAACUCUCAAAAUGGUUCCAGAAGAAGCAGUUGCUCGAUGACAAGUGCCAACGAUGAUUUUAUUAUGGUAGACUUGAAAACUCCUUUUGCAGGAACAAACACAAAUAGUGACCUUGGUGCAUUUUACCGUGAAUGUCAAACAGCACCACAGCUUCAAGCAUUCAUGGAAGAAAGAACAUUAGCAGAACAAAUUGGAGAUCUUACGAAACAGCUGGAGACUUUUGAAACAAAUAUGCAUCAUUACGAAGAUAUGUUAUUGUCCUUAUGCCAAACUGAAAAUAACAAUUAACUGCUAUAUAUAAUGUGAAUAGUAUAUAUUUAUUGAAAAUCAUUGAUCCACUGUACGCUACUUGAUUUUUCUCGGUAUUAGCUAUUUGCCAACGAUAACAGUUUUCACUUAUAUAGGACAUAUUAAGCCUGGUAACAAUUUUGUUGAACAUUUUAUAUUAGACUGAACCCUUUGUGGCUCCCUUGCUAUUGCGCGCCUCAUGCUAUGCAAAAUCAUCGAUCUUGUAAAUAAUAAAGAAAACAAAAUUUCUUGACUAUUAUAUAA
Molecule: messenger RNA, 1763 nt
Organism: Cephus cinctus (wheat stem sawfly)
Lineage: Eukaryota; Metazoa; Arthropoda; Insecta; Hymenoptera; Cephidae
Gene: Atg13
Product: autophagy-related protein 13 homolog
Exons: 6
Coding region: 213-1499 (428 amino acids)
Biological process (GO): mitophagy; autophagosome assembly; piecemeal microautophagy of the nucleus
Cellular component (GO): cytosol; phagophore assembly site; extrinsic component of membrane
Source: RefSeq, a predicted model, not a curated record